CCCGAAAUAAUUAUCGUCUUGGCUACCGUUUUGGGUACCUCCACAACAGCACAACUUCCUUUUUGGGACCAUGCUAUGGAGCGCUUUAUAUUGACAUGGAAAUUCUGCCUCGUCCUUAAGAUACGGUUGCUCAUGAAAACAAGAAUAUUUUUC
Molecule: messenger RNA, 153 nt
Organism: Radiomyces spectabilis
Lineage: Eukaryota; Fungi; Mucoromycota; Mucoromycetes; Mucorales; Radiomycetaceae
Exons: 1
Source: RefSeq, a predicted model, not a curated record